Rana temporaria (common frog) is the source of this 3198-nucleotide messenger RNA. It is a transcript of the gene NAGPA, whose product is annotated as N-acetylglucosamine-1-phosphodiester alpha-N-acetylglucosaminidase. Bases 88 to 1926 code for a protein of 612 amino acids. Lineage: Eukaryota; Metazoa; Chordata; Amphibia; Anura; Ranidae. The transcript is spliced from 11 exons. The record is from RefSeq and is a predicted model, not a curated record.
GUCAGGAAGCGUAUUACUCAUGACGUGUCACGUGGUGCCAGUGUCGGGAGUUCCCGGAAGUAGUCAUGUGACCGCGCUGUGUCCAACAUGUCGGCGCCCAGUAGAGGGAGAGAGUCGUGUGCCCGGCUGAUCAGAUCGGUGCGGUGUGUCCGGGCACAUAACACCUCUAAUGCCCGCUGGAAGGACACGCUGAGGAUCGCACUGAUACUGCACUGCUGGCUGUGUGUCAGCGCCAGAAAUUCACUGGUUGAUGACUUGGUGUCCCCUUAUCACCCCCUUUCUAAGCAUGGCCCGAGCCGCAGCCAUCGUGAGACCAGAGACUGUUUGCGUGUCACUCAUGGAAACCAAACGCACGAGACAUGGCCUAGUAAUAAUGAUACAACAUGGCCGACGUCCUCCACUAGGACUUAUAUCUCAAUGUUUCCUGGUUUUCCUCAAAAGGCUGUUUAUGGGCACUUUACAUUCAUCAAUAACCCAUUGAGGACUGUAUCUGUGCUGGAGCCUGGGAGUCCUGGAGGAUGUGCCAGUAAUUUAACGGCAACUGUGGCAGAAACAGCAAAAUAUGGAAAGUGCCUUGUGGCUCAAAACGGAGGAUUUUUUAAUACUACAACAUUUCAAUGUCUUGGAAACAUUGUCAGCAAUGGCAGAUUGGUACAGAACUCAAAAGGAAUACAAAAUGCCCAGUUUGGCAUCAGGGCUGAUGGCACCAUGGUGAUUGGCUAUCUAUCUGAAGAGGAGGUCUUGGAUAAGGAGAAUCCUUUUGUACAGCUUGUGAGUGGAGUUGUGUGGUUGUUGCGGAACGGUGAGGUGUAUAUUGACCAGAGCAAGAGUGUGGAAUGCGACGAGACUCAAACUACAGGCAAUUUUGAUUCGUUUAUUAAUAAGAUAUCGGCUAGAACAGCACUGGGACAUGAUAAAAAGGGGCGUCUUAUUCUGUUUCAUGCAGAAGGACAGACUGAUGGGAGAGGCCUAAACUUGUGGGAGAUGGCCAAUUUCCUAAAGGAUCAAGGAGUUUACAAUGCCAUUAACCUGGAUGGAGGAGGAUCAGCCACUCUGGUACUUAAUGAAACCCUGGCCAGUUAUCCUUCUGAUCACUGCCUGAAUGAAUCAAUGUGGCGCUGUCCACGAAGUGUGUCUACUGUUGUCUGUGUCCAUGAACCGUACUGUGAUCCCCCUGACUGUGGAGGCCAUGGACAGUGUGUUUCAGGAGCGUGUCAUUGUACUGGCUACUGGACAGGAAGUUCCUGUGAUGUCCUUCUCUGUGGCUCUUCAAACUGUAGUGGGCAUGGGAAAUGCACCCAGAUUGGCUGUAAAUGUGAAGCUGGCUGGACAGGCAGUAACUGCAGUGAUGCGUGCAUUCAGGGUUACUUUGGAGAUGGAUGUACCAGCAAGUGUCAGUGUCAGAACAAUGGGACAUGUGACCACAUUUAUGGGAACUGUACGUGUCCAGCUGGAUUCCACGGGCCCUAUUGUGAAGAAGUGUGCCCAUUUGGUUUUUAUGGUUUACAGUGCCAAGAAGUUUGCAAUUGCGAAAAGCAGUGUUACUGUGACCAUGUUACCGGAAGCUGCAAUAUUACUGAUGGGCCUGCCCUGAAAGAACUACUUAUGAAAGUUGGUCAUUGUACGGAAUCACUGAUGUAUGCUUCUUGGUGGAAAGAAGUGCCUUCCGAUGCCAAAAUAAUAUAUUUCACUGAACAAACAUGGGCAAUAGUAACCUGCACUCUUGCUUUGCUUCUUGUGAUCAGUGCGGUGUUUAAUAUCAAGCAAGUAUGGACAUGUAAAGAAAAACGUACAGAUUGGACCUAUUCCUACCAGCAGCUGCGAGAAAUUAAUGGGAAUGUGGAUGUUCCAGAUAUGUAUGAGGCCUGUGAUUUGUACAACUCUGAUACAGACGUGGAAACCUCACCUCUCAAAAGUGGAAAUUGAAGGCUAGGACAAAUAUGACGCUGAUGGUUCAGCAUCUACCUAUGCAAUCUGUGACAUGCAGAAACCUUGUGCCUUACAUGCAUCCCAACCUCGUACUGGGGUUUUAAAGCUUGAAGAUAACGAAUGAGUAUACCAUCAGAUCACUGAUGCUAAUGGUACAGUAUUCAGGACACUGUUUUGAUCCUGAUAAAAUUGAUGAAGGUAUACAUGUAUUUUAUUAUAUGGACUGCACUUCCAUGACACUGGAUUUAUGUCUUAAAAGGUCCUGUUUGAACUUGUCCUUCACUAUUCAAGUGCCAAUAUAUUUUUUGUUUUAUAGUCAGUGGAGGGCAUGUGCAUAUGUUUGUCCUCAUUCACAUGGCUGAUUACUUGUGUGCCCUGUGCAGGGCUGUGUUUUGCCAGCACAGGUGUUGCGUGCAUCCCAUUGCUGGCAGUCUCAUAGAUGUCUAUGGGGACACGCGGCUGCACGGACACCGCCACUGUGCCUCAAUAUGACAUCUGUGCGGGUGCACAGUCCCAAACUGCAGGAAAUUCGGGGACACGCACUCACGCCCACAUAAAUGUCAUAUUUGGACACAGUGGCUGUGCUAUAGACCUCUAUGGGGCUGCUGGCAUGGGGAUGCACUCAACACCUUGUGCAUCCCUGUGCCUGCAAAACAUGUCCCUGGAAGGAACACCCAGGUAAUCGGAAAUGUGAUGGAGACCUUUAUGUUAUGUACAGAAGCCGAUUAGGAUUUCUAUUUUAACUGUAAAGAUUCUCAUUUUUAUAUACACAUAUUCUGUAAACUGCCUAUUUCAAAUGUUGCCAAGUAACUAUGUGGGCAUGGGUAAUGAUAAAGUCGGGGAGAAAACAUUUUGCAACUAGAAAGCAAAUUUAAACUUAAAACGAAUGCAUAAUUUUGUAUUUUUGGUUAUUUAUAUUCUUUAUGUUGAGGGCUACACGAUAAGCCUAGGUUUCCACUAUUGCGCGCGAUUUGAAGCGAUGCCUGUGUAUUUUUGAGGUCUGUGGACCUCAAGUCGCAUCAAAGUGGGACCAAAGUAGUGCAGGGACUAUUUUAAAGUAGUUACAAUUUAAAGUUGCACAGAUAUCAACGGUACUCAUUGGAUAUCAUGAGGUACGAUUUGUCAUGUAAAUUAACAGUCCCAAGUCGCAUGACAAGUCACACUAGUGGAAACUUAGUCUAAAAUGUAAAGUAUUUUUUUCUAUAAUUGGGUAAGUAUGAAGUUUUACUCGUGGACACUUUGUAUUUAUUAAAUGAAGCAAGCAGGUGG